Molecule: messenger RNA, 3070 nt
Organism: Venturia canescens
Lineage: Eukaryota; Metazoa; Arthropoda; Insecta; Hymenoptera; Ichneumonidae
Product: CWF19-like protein 1
Exons: 2
Coding region: 1382-2947 (521 amino acids)
Biological process (GO): mRNA splicing, via spliceosome
Cellular component (GO): post-mRNA release spliceosomal complex
Molecular function (GO): RNA lariat debranching enzyme activator activity
Source: RefSeq, a predicted model, not a curated record
CCACGGAAAAUCACUUCCAGAUGUUGGUCUUACUUAGCAAUGCGGUGUGCUCGUACCAAGUGCAACGUUCCCACGACUCGAAUUUUUCCUUAUGUAUGUAGGUGUAGGGUGUAGGUGCUUAUUUGAGUAUUCUAGUAAUAUUCUGCACUGCGAGACACCUUGGAAAAAAGAAAGAGCUUUCCCUGUUUAUAAAUAAAGUUUUCCCAAAUGUGUCUCGUGAGGACAAGCGCCAACCUGUACACUCCGGAAAUUACGUGUACGAAUUCCCCAAUUUCCCUUCUUCCUCUCCUUCUCUCUCCCUCUUCUUGCACUUGUAAAAUUUUUACGCGCAAAGUGGAACCAAUCGACACUCUUCUUCCUCAAUUCUCUUCCCACGCUAUUCCCAAAAUCUGUGGGAACCAGUUCAAACUACACCCUAUGAAUAAUUUUUCGUUAAUCCUUUACGAACUUUUACUUUCCCACCGAAGUUUUUCCACGUUUCUGACCAUUUGAAUUUUUGAAUUCAGAGUUCAGUACAUUAACUGUCCAAUAAAAUGUUCAACUGUUUUUACAAUCUUCGUGAAAAAAAAUCAACGUAUUCAAGACAAAUUUGUUUUUUCGUACUCACCAAGAAAUAUCCUCCUCGCAAUGAAAUACAAAACUGCCGUAAUUUUUUCAAUCUGCGGACAGUUGGGGGUCAAAAAUGAGUAAUUCUUAACACUCGAAGGUGGAUUAAGAGCAUGAAUUUCGAUAUCCAAAAAUGACAAGACACGCAGAAGCAAGAUUGGGUUGUCGCUUGUUGAUAUCGAAUUCGAUCGUAGACCACGUUUUACGGUACCUUAUUUAUGCCGCUCAAUAUAUAUCCGUUCUAUAUAACUAUAUAUUUUAACUAAUAUAGCAGAAAGUUCCAUUUGUAUACCAUUAAGGUAGCUUUUCAAUGCAUUUUUAUAAAUUGCUACAUAGAGUAUUGAAGGGUGCCAUUUAAACGUGGUCAUAAUCCGUCUCCAGGAUUUUAAAUUGACGUGUAUAACGACAAAGUAUUUGAGCAAGUAGUUGCUCGCCCUCUAAGGUGAUUCCUACGAAAUCCGAUGCGCACAAAACCUGCGCGAAUGAGUAACGAUGUUUACCGAGGGUUGCUUUUAAAACGUUGUGUUUACCGUGUUUACAAUGCUCGGUUAACGACAAGUUUUGUUGACAUCAAUGGUGAACGAGCAAAACGGAGAAUAAUUUGGGAUAUGAUAAGCUCGUCAGUGUGCUAUUCUGUGGAAUUAUCUUUUUUUCAUUAAUUUUACUUUAUUUCCAAGCCCAGGAGUGUGAUAUUUGAGAUCUAACCUCAAAAACCGUAACGGAUUAACCUCUAAAUCUUACGUUGAACACGUCGGGGUAAUGAAAUAACAUAAUCAUGGGUGAUAAACAAAAAGUUUUAAUAUGUGGCGACGUUGAAGGAAAUUUCAAAUUUCUUUUCAACAAAGUCGACACAAUUAACAAAAAAAAUGGUCCUUUCGAUUUUCUUUUAUGCGUUGGAAAUUUUUUUGGUGCAAAUAACAUAGAAUUGGAGCCUUAUAAAAAUGGUAUGAAAACUAUAUCAGUACCGACUUAUAUCGUUGGCCCGAAUCGCGAGGAAGAUGUUAAAUUCUAUGACGACAUGAGCGGUUGCGAGAUUUGUCAAAAUUUAACAUAUCUUGGCAAAAGAGGACUGUAUACUUCUAGUUCUGGUCUUAAAAUAGUCUAUUUGAGCGGCAAAGGAGAUCACAAAACUGAGAGUGCUUAUGGCUUUACCGAAAACGAUGUUAUCGCUAUUAGGAAUUCUUGCCUCAAGGGCCAACCGAGUUUCAGAGGUGUUGACAUUCUCUUGACCUCGCCUUGGCCUAGAGGAAUCACUAAUUUGGAUCCCAAUAAUCCAAAACACAAAUACCAAGGCUCCGAUCUUGUUGCUUGGCUUGCUGCACAGAUAAAACCCCGAUAUCAUGUUUGCGCCAUGGAAGGAAUUUACUACGAGAGACCACCUUACAGGAAUCAAAGCCAAAAUGAAAAUAGCAUAGAGAUCGCCUCAAGGUUCAUAGCUCUCUCCAAAGUGGGGAACACGGAUAAAAGGAAAUGGCUCUACGCUUUGAACCUUACACCAGUGGACAGAACACGUUUGUCAGAUCUUGUACAAAAAACAACGGAUGAAACAGGAAGUCCGUAUCCAAAAACAAUGCUGGGUGCUCAGCCCUCUUGUCCAAACACUGAGCCAAAAAACGUUCAAUUUUUCUAUGACAUGGAGCCAAAGGCAGAGAAACGAGGAGGCAAACAUUCUGACAGAACAAACAAAAAGCCAAAAAUGGAAUUUGACCAAGCAAAAUGUUGGUUCUGUUUAUCGAGUCCUGAGGUGUCAAAACAUUUGGUUAUUUCUGUGGGAACAGAAGUUUAUGUUGCUUUAGCUCGAGGUGGCCUGGUCGAAAACCAUUUCCUGAUUCUCCCUGUAACUCACCAUCAGAGUUUAUCAAUUUUACCUGACAGUGUCGCAAAAGAAAUGAAACUGUACAAAAAAGCAGUAACCAAGUAUUACGCUAGUAAGGAUUCAGUCCCUGUAUUUUUUGAGAGGAAUUAUAAAAGUUCUCACUGUCAAUUGCAAGCUGUGCCAGUCCACAAAAAUCAAGCUCCUGCUCUGCGUGAAAUGUUCCAAGAAAUGGCAGCUUGCAAUAAUUUCGAGCUGGAUGAAAUCCCCCAGCACUCUCAGUUGCAGCAAAUCGCUCAGCCUGGUGUUAUUUACUUUUAUGUCGAACUGCCCAACGGUGAAAUGCUCUAUCAUCGUAUUAAAAAAGAUUUUCCCCUGCAAUUUGGAAGAGAAGUUUUGGCAAGCGAUCGAAUAUUGGACAUACCGGAACGUGCUGAUUGGCGCGAGUGCCAAUUGGACCGAGAUGAAGAGACGGAACUUGCUAAAAAAAUUCGCAAUCAAUUUCAACCCUACGAUCCAGACACUUAGAACAUUAUUAUGUUCUCCACCAAAAAGAGUCGAACUAUGUUUUACUAUGAACGAAAUUGUAAAAUAUAUUUUUUUCUGUAGAAUAUUCUACGUGACAUUUGUAUAAUAAAUCAUGAAUUUUCA